Molecule: messenger RNA, 897 nt
Organism: Salvia hispanica
Lineage: Eukaryota; Viridiplantae; Streptophyta; Magnoliopsida; Lamiales; Lamiaceae
Source: RefSeq, a predicted model, not a curated record
AUGUUCGAUGAGUAUCUGCAAUGCGGCGAGACGACUGGCAACGAGUGCCUGAAGAAUUUCUGUCAGGGCGUGCGAGAGAUAUUUGGGGAGCACUACCUUCGCUCGCCGGACGCAGCAUUGACUGCCCGGUUCCUGCUGGAUUGGCAUUGGAGGACCCACGGCUUUCCGGGGAUGCUCGGCAGCAUCGACUGUAUGCACUGGCAGUGGGAAGAACUGCCCAACCGCGUGGCGAGGCCAGUUCACUACCGGCUACAAAGACGAUCGAGAUGCCCACUCGGAGAUAGAAGAAGGUAUUUUGCCCGAGCGCAAGAGUCUGCGCGCAAGGAUGUGGAGAGGGCAUUUGGGGUGCUCCAAUCGCGAUUUGCACUGGUAAAGGGCCCGACGCGCUUUUUCUACCAGGGGGAUAUUGCCGAUAUCAUGUAUGCGUGCAUCAUCAUGCAUAACAUGAUCAUCGAUGAUGAACACGAAGGCGUCCUCGACGUCACCAACGACCCAAGUGUUGCAUCAUCGAGUCACGGUGUCUCAACCGAGUCCGCCCGCCAGGGUGUACCGCACAACGAACAUGAACGGUUCCAGGCGUUCAUGGACAUACACCAGAAGGAGGCCCAUCAAGCACUACAACACGAUAUCAUCGAAGAAUUGUGGGCGCGGGAAUGUGGGAUGAGACCCCACACGGGAGUCCCCCUCAGAUUUUCUGGGAUUUCUCUGGGGCGUUCGCAGGAAAAUUUUCGCCCUACUCCCGAAGAUUGUCAAUUUGGCGAUGCCCCGGGGAGAAGGGUUCAGGGUUUUAAAGAAGAUAGAUUGUAUGCUUUGGGAGUGGGAAGAACGCCGACGCUCGGGAAGGCCUACACGACCGGCUACAAGUCAAAGAACCCACGAAAUCCUCGAGGGCCCUAG